This is a messenger RNA of Acipenser ruthenus (sterlet), 1947 nucleotides long. RefSeq lists its product as uncharacterized. Gene Ontology annotation, molecular function: ubiquitin-protein transferase activity. The coding region runs from base 156 to 1646 and encodes 496 amino acids. Lineage: Eukaryota; Metazoa; Chordata; Actinopteri; Acipenseriformes; Acipenseridae. The transcript is spliced from 7 exons. The record is from RefSeq and is a predicted model, not a curated record.
GAGAGUGCCAAUGUUGAGGCUGCUCGACUUCUUCAAGAAGCUGCAAGGAUUUUGAGGCGAGAGUCAGAAAGCACAGCCACUGCUGGCUCAGGUCAGGAUCACAGACUGGUACUGGGACGUGUUCACCCAGUUCUUUUAGCGUUUUGUUUAACAACAUGCAAACCUCACUAGCUGAAGUACAACAAGGAACCCCUACAGUCGAUUCAGGCAGGAAUCCCUGCACUGUAGCUAGAAAUGACCACAUUCAAAGAAAUCUUGUGCAGCUGUUUCAGCCGUAUGAUCGGGCAAGGGGGCAAAAGAUGUUCCAGAACACUGGAAAGUGUAAAGGGAAAACUACACAUGGUACAACUCAUAGUGAAACCUGGACACAUGAUUUAUUUUGCUUAGCAGAGACCAAUGUUCAAACUGUGCCCAAUGGAGAAGACCGCAUUGGUUUACAGAAUUCAGGCUUUGGUAGGAAAAAAAUAACAUUUGCAGACAAAAAUGGAGGAUUUUCUGAACUAUGUGAAACUCUGUUUUCACAUUUUCCACAAUUGAAAGGUGCAGGAGGCUUUCAGAUGUUGAGAUCCGUCAAUAAAACCAAACAAUUGGCACCAAUUCCAAUGCCAGCCAGUGGGUACAGUGUGAAAUUUCUGAGAACUGAGAGUGGCCUGAUCCAGGCAAUGGCCUAUAUUCGACCACUUCAGAAUAACCUGGAGAGUAUUGCGAUGCGUGAGGCUGAACAGUGUCAAGAGGUGGUCAGGGAGAAGUGCAAAAGGUGUGAAAAAGAUAUCCCUCUGCAAUGCCUUUCAGAACACAUUGAAAACUGUGGAAGACAGCCUUAUGACACUGAUUUGGAAGAUGAUGUCGUUAUGGAGAUAUCUGAAGAGACUCAACUAUCUAUGUCAUCACAUGACAAUACAUCCCAUGUUCAAAAUUAUUACAACAAGCACCAUGCUUCUUGUAGUGGACUGUACAGAGACUGCGUGGACCUUGUCAGUGAAGACAAUGUAUUUAGUGAUUCUGAAGAAGAGCAGCUGAAUAGAGCUGUAGAGGAAUCUCUAAAGGAAAGCUCACAUGCAGCUGUUAAUGUGGAAGAUAUCCUACAAUCUCUGAGAGUUGGAAUCAAUGAAGAAGAAGUCAUUCGCUUCAUCUUAAACAGAAGAAAUGUGUGGGAUGGUGCUGCAAGAGCCAUGAAGAGGCCAAACUUUUCAACCAACAAAAUAGUAGAUGUGAAAUUCACAGAUGAUGCUGGUGUUUCGGAAGGAGCAGUGGAUUUGGGAGGGCCAAUGAGGGAGUUUUUCCGAUUAGUGCUGCAACAUAUAAGAAACAGCCCUAUGUUUGAUGGCCCAGAAAAUCAACAUGCCAUGCAGAGUAUUUCAAAGUCAGACAAUAAAAAGGACCUGGACGAGGCAGUUAUGAGCACUGUAAACCUCCUGAGCCUGGCUGUUUGUCUGAAAAACAUCCCACUUCAAAAUAAAAAUGAUGUAGUGCAAGACAUGAUCGACUGGUAUGUUCUUCAGCAAACAAGAACACUGUUUGAAAGAUUCCAGCAUUUGAACGGGUCUGGCAGUCUGGACUUGUCAGAAAUCUUCAUCUGCUACCUCCUGGCAUCGUUAGAAUCCAUGAUUCCCAAACCAACAGUAGCAAACAACUCUGUUGCCUGAGCAGCAUCUCAACAGUUGUCACAUAAAAGGUAUACCUGAUGAAUGCCUUAAGAACUUUUUUUGACUGCAUGUUCAUGUUUUAUUUAAUGUGUGAGUAGUGUAAAUUCAAAUAUACAAUAUAUGAAAAGCUAUUGAAGCAUGGCUAUUAAGGUUCUCUUCUUCACAAGAAUCUUAUUAGCCAUGCAACUGUAUUCUAGUAAUAUUCCUUAUCUUGUAUUAAACCAAUAUGUCAUGCUUUUAAAAGAACCAAAGUCAAGACUCCAUGGUACAUUCAAAUAUAUAUAUAGUCAACCUCGAUUAA